AUGGCUAUCUCGUCUGCUGAGGGGAUGGAACUGCAGGAUCCAAAGAUGAACGGAGCCCUCCCUGAAAGUGCUGUGGAGCAGGAACAUGAGGGCUUCCUGCCCAGCCAUAGUCCUUCUCCUGGGAGGAAACCGGCCCAGUUCAUGGAUUUCGAGGGGAAGACAUCGUUUGGAAUGUCAGUGUUCAACCUCAGCAACGCCAUCAUGGGCAGCGGCAUCCUGGGGCUGGCCUAUGCCAUGGCCCACACGGGGAUCCUCCUCUUCCUGGCUUUGUUGCUGUGCAUCGCUCUUCUGUCUUCGUACUCCAUCCAUCUCCUGCUGACCUGUGCUGGUGUUGUAGGCAUCCGAGCCUAUGAACAGCUGGGACAGAGGGCACUGGGGCCUGCGGGGAAAGUAGUGGUGGCGGCGGUCAUCUGUCUGCACAAUGUUGGGGCCAUGUCCAGUUACCUGUUCAUCAUCAAAUCCGAACUUCCCCUGGUUAUCGCCACUUUCCUGGACAUGGACCCUGAGGGGGACUGGUUCUUGAAGGGAAACCUCCUUAUCAUCAUUGUCAGUGUUUUAAUCAUCCUGCCACUGGCCCUCAUGAGACACUUGGGCUACCUGGGAUAUACCAGUGGUCUCUCUCUGACCUGUAUGCUGUUUUUCCUCAUUUCGGUCAUCUAUAAGAAGUUCCAGCUUGGCUGCACUGUAGGCCACAAUGAAACAGCAGUGGAGAGCAAGAGCUCCCCAAGCCUUCCCAUCCAGGGGCUCAACACAAGCUGUGAGGCCCAGAUGUUCACAGCUGACUCACAGAUGUUCUACACAGUGCCCAUUAUGGCUUUUGCCUUUGUCUGCCACCCUGAAGUGCUGCCCAUCUACACAGAACUCUGCCGGCCCUCCAAGCGCAGAAUGCAGGCUGUGGCCAACGUGUCCAUUGGGGCCAUGUUCUGUAUGUAUGGGCUCACGGCGACCUUUGGAUACCUCACCUUCUACAGCAGCGUGGAGGCGGAGAUGCUGCACAUGUACAGCCAGCAUGACCUGCUCAUCCUCUGUGUGCGUCUAGCGGUGCUGCUCGCUGUGACUCUCACGGUGCCAGUCGUGCUGUUCCCUAUCCGCCGGGCUCUGCAGCAGCUACUUUUUCCAAGCAAGGCCUUCAGCUGGCCACGCCAUGUGGCCAUAGCACUGAUCCUGCUUGUCUUGGUCAAUGUUCUCGUCAUCUGUGUGCCAACCAUCCGGGAUAUUUUUGGGGUUAUCGGGUCUACCUCAGCCCCCAGCCUCAUUUUCAUCCUUCCCAGCAUUUUCUACCUCCGCAUUGUGCCCUCUGAGGUGGAGCCCCUCUACUCCUGGCCCAAGAUCCAGGCUCUGUGUUUUGGUGUCUUGGGGGUCCUCUUCAUGGCGAUCAGCCUAGGUUUCAUGUUUGCCAACUGGGCCACAGGCCAGAGCCAUGUAUCUGGACACUGA
Messenger RNA from Budorcas taxicolor (takin), 1437 nucleotides. RefSeq names its product solute carrier family 38 member 5 (gene SLC38A5). The transcript is spliced from 16 exons. Gene Ontology annotation, biological process: L-histidine transmembrane transport; glycine transport; serine transport. Bases 1 to 1437 code for a protein of 478 amino acids. The record is from RefSeq and is a predicted model, not a curated record. Gene Ontology annotation, molecular function: glycine transmembrane transporter activity; L-glutamine transmembrane transporter activity. Lineage: Eukaryota; Metazoa; Chordata; Mammalia; Artiodactyla; Bovidae.